Molecule: messenger RNA, 826 nt
Organism: Drosophila guanche
Lineage: Eukaryota; Metazoa; Arthropoda; Insecta; Diptera; Drosophilidae
Gene: Mob3
Product: MOB kinase activator-like 3
Exons: 6
Coding region: 86-748 (220 amino acids)
Biological process (GO): signal transduction; positive regulation of protein phosphorylation
Cellular component (GO): cytoplasm; nucleus
Molecular function (GO): protein kinase activator activity
Source: RefSeq, a predicted model, not a curated record
CGCUUCACUAAUAAAAACGUAAAUAUUUAUGUAUUACUACACGUUUAAAUGAAAUGCCACAGUAUAUUACGAAUUAAAUUAUAAUAUGGCUUUAAAUGGAUUUGUUGAGUUCUUUCAAAAGGGCAAAACUUUUAGGCCAAAAAAAAGAUUUGCGGCAGGAACAAUAAGAUAUUCUCUCUAUAAGCAAGCCCAGGCUAGUCUUCAAUCUGGAAUAAAUUUACGUCAGGUAGUGCGGUUACCUGCAGGGGAGAACAUGAACGACUGGCUGGCUGUGCAUGUUGUUGACUUCUUCAAUCGAAUCAACCUUAUUUAUGGAACUGUUUCCGAGUUUUGUGACGAAUCAACUUGUCCAACUAUGUCUGGAGGAUCACGCUAUGAGUAUUUGUGGGCAGAUGGAGAUAUCUAUAAAAAACCAAUUGCUCUUCCGGCUAAAAAGUAUAUUGAACACUUAAUGGACUGGAUUGAGAGCCAAAUUAACAAUGAAGCCUUAUUUCCCGUAUCCACUGAUGUUCCAUUUCCAAAAACAUUUGUUGCACUUUGUCGCAAAAUUUUAACGCGAUUAUUCCGUGUUUUUGUACACGUCUACAUUCACCAUUUUGAUAGACUCGUGAGCAUCGGCGCUGAGGCGCACGUCAACGCUUGUUAUAAACAUUUCUAUUAUUUCGUUAGAGAAUUCGAUAUGAUAUCAAGCAAGGAAUUGGAGCCAUUGCACGAAAUGACGUCCCGGAUUUGCAAAGACAAAGAGUGAAAAAAUAAUAGUAUUUGUGUAAAUUGAUUUUUAAUGUUUCGAAUACGGAAAUAUUUCUUAAGAGAUGCGACAUAAAAU